Messenger RNA from Symbiodinium sp. CCMP2456, 210 nucleotides. The record is from the annotation of a GenBank genome assembly. Lineage: Eukaryota; Dinophyceae; Suessiales; Symbiodiniaceae.
AUGAAGUCCAUCGUCUGGAAAUUCACAGAGCAAGGGGCGUGCGUGAAGGCCCUCAACAAGCACUGCCCCAAGGCUACGCCAGAAGACAUUCGGGCCGGUGAUAUCUUGAUGUUCGUCAAUGAAGAGUUUGUCUUGGACAAGGAAAAGAAGAUCACCCAGCGAAUCUGGAAAGAUGAGAGCCUCGGCUUAGUCAAAUAUGCGUGUCAUUGA